This is a messenger RNA of Cladophialophora immunda, 402 nucleotides long. RefSeq lists its product as uncharacterized. Lineage: Eukaryota; Fungi; Ascomycota; Eurotiomycetes; Chaetothyriales; Herpotrichiellaceae. The record is from RefSeq and is a predicted model, not a curated record. The transcript is spliced from 2 exons. The coding region runs from base 1 to 402 and encodes 133 amino acids.
AUGGCAACCUCACCCACAGAAAGUACUCCUGUCUCAGCUACACCAGCUACGGACUUUCAAACUCUCGCCAUUGAAAGAUGGACUCCCACCAACACCGUCACCUUCUACCCAUCCUCUGAACGCCCCCAGUUGACAUUCUUCAUCUCGACCCACUGUCUGAUGGUGAAUGCCAACGAUGACAGAGUCAAUCAAGAUCUUGAGCUCCACCAUUCUGGCGAGCAGGAGGACCGCAGCCGAACCUGGCCCUUCGCGAGUGUUGUAUCCGCCGUGAGAGACCCGGUCUGCCACUUGUCCAAACUGUCAGGCUUGCAAGAUCUGGUCAACACCCUCUUCCAAAUGGACCUGCAACGCCUGCACCACCCCGCCGCCCUCCUGAAAAUCCAGACCGGCAGACUCGGCUAA